This is a messenger RNA of Ziziphus jujuba (common jujube), 3809 nucleotides long. RefSeq lists its product as uncharacterized. The record is from RefSeq and is a predicted model, not a curated record. Bases 704 to 3709 code for a protein of 1001 amino acids. The transcript has 2 exons. NCBI's taxonomy places the organism in Eukaryota, Viridiplantae, Streptophyta, Magnoliopsida, Rosales, Rhamnaceae. Gene Ontology annotation, cellular component: cytoplasm.
AGAGAGAGAGAGAGAGAGAGAGAAGGAAGUAUAUAUGACGAAGCAUAAAACUGAGGUAGCAAAGCAAGCCGUAAAAUCCCAGAACUUCACAACUUCACUGCUCAGAGCGUUUUAUUUAUUUAUUUAUUUAUUUUUGGUGAGACUUCACUGCUCAGACCUUGAAAUCCUUCUCUCAUUCAUUCUCCUCUGACAGUAUAUAUAUAUAUAUAUAUAUAUAUAUAGAGAGAGAGAGAGAGAGAGAGAAUAACGGAAGAAGAAUAUCUAUCAAUAUAAAUGGCAAUGAAUAGCCGUUGUCGCCGUCGGCGGUGCUGUCGGAGGAGGAGCUAUAGGGGAUUAAGAAGUCUGUCUUUGUCUGCAUGCCCUCACAAGCAUACCAUUCGAGUGAUUGAAUCAAUUGCUUCUUCAAACUGAUAUCAUUUGUGUGGUUGAUUGGUUUUACCUUCUACAAUAGAUUGAUGACGUUUGUCAGUGGGUUUUUGUGAAAAACAAUGCUGGGCCUUUUUUUGAGAGUUUGGUGCGGCUUUCAAGGUUUAAACUGUAAAGAUCAAUUCAACUUCUUUGCUCUGGCUUUUGAAUCUUCAAGGUUUUUAACGCCUUCAGCUAUCAGGUAAUCUAUCUUGAUACCAUCUCAAAUCCUACUAAAUAUACUCAAAGCUCAAUUGUUUACUGGAAUUUGUUGUGCUUGAGUUAUUAGGAAGUUUACAUGGCUUCGAAAUUAAUCCAAACUUCUCCCUAUGAGGCCAAAAACCAAACAGAACUUUCGCUGCGACAGGCAUUUGAGUUUCUUGAACCAAGAUUAAGACCUCCGUUUCCAUUAACAAUUCCAAACCCACAAGAAUACUUGCAGCUCAACCAGGCCAUCCUUUAUGGUGUUUUGGUUGAACCCCAUUUUGCCAAAACCCAUAUUAAGCACUUGCAUGCCAUUGUCAGGGAUGGAUAUUCCUCUUUUGUUAAUUUUAUUAUAAAGGUUGUAAAGGAAUUGUACAUAAAACUUAUUGAUACAGUGAAAAUUCAGUUGAUUUGGGUUACUAAGGAAAUGAUUGAUGUUUCUGCUAUAGGUGUUAAUGAUUUAUUGGUAUUUCUAUUGAGGCAAAUUAUUGCUGGAGACUUUAGUGAUGACAAUCUAUGGUUGUGUUUUGAGGUAGUGAGCAUUUUUUUGGCAAAAUGGGAUUGUCUAUUGGAAAUAGAACCGAUGAUUUUGACAAGUGCGUUGUAUACUUAUCUUAGGUUGUUAUCUGAUCACUGUCGAUUAUUUGAUAACAAAAGAUUAGAUGCAAUAAGGCAAUUGGAGAUUAAGUUUUGUGUGAGAGUUUUAAAGGAGCAGUUUCAUUUGUGUUUGAGGAUUGGGAGGGAUCUAAUUCGGCUUCUACAAGAUUUGGUUCAUGUACCUGAAUUCAGAGCACUGUGGAAGGAUUUGGUAUUCAACCCAAAUGAGUUUAGGACUCCAGAAUUUUCAGAUAUUUCACAACUUUAUUGCAAAAGGACGUCAAGCAGGUAUUUUUUACUUCGGAUUACUCCUGAAAUGGAGGCCCAAUUAAGGUUUUUACUUACACAUGUGAAGUUGGGAAACCAGAAGCGCCACCAGGCAUGGUUUGCUAAGAAGUUUCUUUGUGUGCCAGAAAGAGAGACCCUCAUAACGGACAUUGUUCGGUUUAUAUGCUGUUGUCACCACCCACCUAAUGAAAUCAUUCAAUCAGAAGUUAUUCCAAGAUGGGCUGUUUUAGGUUGGUUACUGAAGUCUUGUACAAAGAAUUUUAUUGAAGCCAAGGUAAAGCUUGCUCUUUUCUAUGAUUGGCUUUUUUUUGAUGAAAAAAUAGAUAAUAUCAUGAACAUUGAGCCUGCAAUGCUAUUGAUGGUACACUCUAUGUCCAGAUACAUUGACGUGACUCAUACUCUUCUUGAGUUUUUGUUCCUGCUUGUGGACAACUAUGAUGUGGAACGAAAAGAUCUCUUAGUUAAAGGUGUAUCAUCAUCAUUUAAUAUACUGGUUCAGAGGGGAGUGAUUCCCUCACUGGAUGUCGUGAUCUCGUGUGAUGCACUUUCCCCUUUUCUAAAAGAGAGGCUUGGCAACUUUUUAUCUGGUUUUAAGGUGGAAAUCUCUAAGGAAUUGCAUCCAUUGCAUCUUCCUCAUCAGUUUGCGACACCUUUGAGUUUGCAAACUCUUUCUUGUAUAGAAACUUUAAAACCAUCACAAAAUGGGCAACAACCUACAUGCACCAUGGUUGGUGGAUCUGCUAAGAAAUCUUUUGAUGCUUCUAGUUUGAUAUCAGAUGGCUUGGAUGCUUCCUGUAGUCCAUUAGUUGUAACUGCUGAAAAUCCAUUUGAUGCUUUAGAGAAUGCGGUUCAACGUUUUGGAGAAGCAGUUAAGAAAUCAACCACAAUAGGUCUUAAGGCUUUGAAGGAACUAUUACUGUUAGUGAAUGUUGAAGACCAAACAGUAACAAGGGGUUCAACUUUUCCUGAUGUUUUAUCAUCUAAAAUAGCUGAGGUAUAUGAAUCAAGUGGAUACAAACUGUUUGCUCCUCUUGAAUCUCAUGAUAAUCAAGAUUAUGAUGAUGAAAUAGAGUCUCCCACAUCUGUAGUAAUUCGAUAUUUCAUGUAUGCUCAGCAUGAGAGGAUGCAAGAAAUGCUGUUAUUCUGGUCAAGGAAUGGUUCUCCUGUUGGAGCACGGUUAUUAUUGUAUGCAUCAAGGCUAGCUUAUGAGGCAGAGAUGGCUGGUUGUACUCUAGAUGAAACAGUUGCUGGUAAAUCCAUUAAUAGAAGUGAUUCAUCCAUGCUUUUGUUAGCUUUUCAUGCUGAUGAGUAUCACACUUUUCUAAAUAACAGAAGAGAAGACUCCCAUGAAAAUAUUCAGUUGUGCUCUAAAAUGGACAAAAAAUUAAUUUCAAAAUUGGUAGUUGGUGCCUUUGCUGCUUACAGAUGUUUCCUUGUGCAUUUAAGAAAUAUCUCAUUAAAAGAUUCAGAUAUAUCUCUCACAAAACUCCUGUUUUCUGACUUCUUGUUGUGUUGUGGGUGGGAAAGUAAAAGAUUGAAAAACUUGGUCUGCAGUGUCUUUUCUCAUCUUUCUGAUUUAUCUGCUGGGGAUGAAAACUUCAUUAGGCUACUUGUGAAUAAGUUGGAUAACAAUGCUCUUAUAGAUAUGCAUUUUCAGUUGGGCUUAAAGAGAUUCUCCAUGUUUGGUGAGGGCACUGAAACCAUUUCCAACCUAAUUAAGAACUCUUUUACUUGGGACUGUUUGGAACAACAUAAAUUCUGGGGCUUGAUUAGAUCAGAGCUUGCAGUUUCCAAUGUUCAAGUGGAGAAAGUAGUUUUGGAUUUUUUCUCCUCAAGUGAAUUAGAUGCAAAUGCAAGUUCCACUGCAGUAGGAGGCCUUCUGACACUUUGUACUUGUCGUGCACCAACGCCAGAGCUUGUUGGGGCAGUCAUGUUAUUGCCUAAUAAUGCAUUCCAAGAUUUUGCAGCUACUGUUCUCUCUACUUGGGUUGUCUCUUAUAGGUCGAUGUUAUUUGAUAGCUUGGCUGAAUUUGCAGAGAAACUUGGCAAGACUGGAGAAGUUGUAAUGUCUAGUUCGGGUGGAAUUAUGAUUAACCAUUCUGCCAUAUUGUGGUUAUUGGAUUAUUUCAAUGCACAGGGAAUGGAUAGUGCAGAUAUUUUGAGUAACUUUUCCGUUCAUCUCCAUGCAAAAAAGCAAAGCAGCAGCUGUGAUUGAUGUAAACUUGUGAUAUACUUGAGUAAGUUUUGAAGCUGAAUUGUAUAUAAUAUACUUGUAACAGUAUGGUUAUUUAUUUAUUUAUUUUUAUUUUUAUUUU